GACGAGGGCUGCCAGUCGCUGAAUGUGAAGUCGCUGGAGAGCGGCCCCGAAGUCCCGAUGUGGCGGUCGUACCCCGAGUGCUCUUGCCGCUCCGGAGCGCAGGAGUGCCCGCCCGAAGCCAAGGGGCCCCGCCCGCCCUCCGCUACGGUGUGCACGGGUGACCUGUUGCUGAAUUUGACUGGGGUGAUGAACAUAUCAACGUGGAUCGUGAGGAACACCAACCUGGAAGAGGAACGCACGUUUGGUGGAUUUACCUUCGGCAUCCAUGUGAAUGAUGUGGCGUGGAGUGUGGGCGAUAGUAUGAAUAGGCUGCUUGCGAUAUCAGAGAGCAGCCCCAUCCCUGAAGGUAACACAACAUCGUGGCAUGAGACUACCACACCUCCGAACGUCUCUUCGUCCUCUUUGCCCAACGAAAGCAGCGACAGUGGUCGCAACAAUUUUAUCAAG
This is a messenger RNA of Gryllus bimaculatus (two-spotted cricket), 447 nucleotides long. Lineage: Eukaryota; Metazoa; Arthropoda; Insecta; Orthoptera; Gryllidae. The record is from the annotation of a GenBank genome assembly.